GCGAAAAAAAUAACUUCUAUACAACUCUUAAGUUCUUAGUUUUUCCUAGUCUUCCGACUCGCGUUCAAUUCUGAUGGCCAGCUUCUCGCCUUCACCUGCUCCUCGUCGUUCUUCUCGUUUACGGGGUGAUGCUCGUCCGAAUUCCCCCACACGGCGUAUUAGAGUAGCCAACAGUACAUCACGCCUCAGUACGCCAAACAGGAAUGCCGAUGGUACUUCUGUAGCAUCUUUAAUGGACGUUGAUGAUGGUCGAAGUUCGGUUGGCUCAGAAAGGGGUUUUGCAAAAACUGGAGUCGAGCAUAUUUUUGCGAAGUCGGACCAGGUGAUGGUGUCAUUCCACGCGAAUCUGCCUCUUGAAGUUACACAAAUUUUGAGGAAUGCUGACUUCUAUCGCGACGUGUACUCUGGAGAGAUCGAUACUUUGACUGGAUUCGCGUUGAUUGCCUCGAUGAAGACGUGCUUUGUCUGGCAGCAUGCUAUGGCUGUCAAGGGAACUCCUACUUGCUACAUCUUUACUUGUCCUUACGAUUUCAAUCAAACGAGUCCACCUUUCCAUAGUCUAGUGCCAUGGGGUUCCAGUCGGGAACCCGGUCUCAUUCUCAUAUCAACAGCGGGUGAAAUUAGAUUAUGGGAUAGCGUCGGGAUCGGUCUUGCUGGUGGUGAUCGCUACUCGACCACGUAUCUUGAACUGGUCUCGGAAGAUAUUGUCACCGGAUUGAAACGCGUAGAUACUCAAACCUACGUCGUAUCCACUACGUCUGGCAGUCUAUACAAGCUUGUCCUGACUUCCACUGGUGGGAAAUACCAUUUGACCUCACAUCCUUUCUCAAAACCCUCGAAAUCAUUAUCGCUGUCCAGGCUGAUACCUUUCCUCUCCUCAUCUUCCUCAACAACUACAACACACGUGGUAUCGGAACCUGGUAAUAUCAGCGCUAUCUCCCUUGGACAUCAAACGAUUGAUGGAGGCCGAGAUAUUUGGGUACUGAUCAAUUCGAGAGUGCAGCGAUGGGUGAUGAAAUUAGAUGGAUGGGAAGAAUUGAUUCAGGACGAGGAUAUUGCUGAUCUUAUCCGGAACGCUGUUCGAAAGACGUUCGGCGACUCCAUCGAAAAGGUUGAUGCAAAACUGGACUUGGAGCUUGUGGAUCUUGUCGUUGAUAGCACAAGUAAACUCGUCAUUCUAGUGUCGUAUGCGGGUCCGGAGGAGGUUGAUAUGAUGGCUAUGGAUAUCACUGGCAUAAGGCGCAUCUAUUCUCUUGUGCAACUAUCACCAUCGGGCGAUUCGUUCAAGGUGGAUAAUGUCAGAAGUGUACCAUACCAAAGUACCUCCUCUUCCGGUGCUCCUAUGCACCCUCGAAUACAAUCUCUCCCUCAAGGACAGCUUGUCAGUAUCCAAUUCGGAGAUGCUGUCGUGCUCUGUGCUCGAGAACUAAAAUCUGCUACCGACCGCACGUUGGGUGUAGGUAUUAUGCAAAGCGAGAGCGUUGUGUUGGUCUUGACAGCAGGAAUCAUGAUGAAAGUGAAUGUCGACAUCGAUAAUGUCUUGACGUUUGAGCCCGAGAAUGGAAGGGCACACUUAAUCAAGUCGGUGAUGACUCAAGCCAUACUGUACGGCUCUUUGCCCAAUAAUCCUUUGCACUUCAGUUUUCCGCCUGAAGUCGACGAAGAAAGUCUUAUGCGUGCGGCAACUGAUGCUGAAAAAUUGGACGCGUCAUUCGAUCUUUGGGCGAUACACAAUAAUCUCCUCGCCACAGGCCCAACACAUAGUGUUCUCAACGAUGCUAUUUAUGCAUACAUGAAUGAGCACGAGGCUAACUAUCAUGAAGACUUUAUGCGCGCGUUCUUCAAAUUCCAUUUGAACGAUCUAGGGCUGGUCAUGGAACAGAUACCCGACGUGUGUCUCAAUGCUGCUCAACAAACUGGUAGGAAUAUCGGAGAUUUAUUACCUGAAGCGAACCGUAUUCUUUUGACCGUCUUGACGGCAGCUUUCAAACAUCGCGACCACAAUGUCAUAACUUAUGGACUUGACCUUCCUAUGAUCAAUCCUUGGACGAGCACAUCCUCUAUCAUCGACGGUAUUAUUGCUCUAUUCGACACCACGACUGGGACUUCCACUGCUGCUACAAAGGACUCUGAACUACACCACCAGGUGCCGGAGCUUGCAGAAGUCCUGUUUGCCUGUAUCUCACAGCGUGUGGAGAGGCUCGUCAUUGACGCUAAAGGCGGAGCUAUUGGCAUUGAGAGGGAGCUGUACGAGCUUCAGCGGAAGUUUGACAUGCUCCGACCGGAGGUGCUAGAAACCCUCAGGAGGAGAGGUCAUGCUCAAGCUGCUUUCACAUUGGCUGAAAAAUACCAGGAUUUCAGCUCGCUUGCUGCGUUAUGCCACAAAGAGACCAUAUACCCACCCGAGGAAAAUCCCAAUUUCGAUCGUAUCAAAGGUUAUAUCGAACGGUUCAAAGAACAAUUUACGAACGCCCUUUAUCGAUGGUACAUUCAGCAUGGCGAAAUCCGAACGAUGUUUUCUCAAGACGAGGCGUAUAGUGCCUACAUGGACAAGUUUUUCGAACGGAACCCUACGACAUCGAUAUCCUGGUUACAUGACUUGGGCAAGAAACGACACCGGGAAGCCGCAGAAGCUCUCCUGAUUGAAGCUCAGCAGACGGUAAACCUGGAGGUCAAACAUCUUGAGCUCAGUAUCGGAAAGCUUGCCAAUCUUGCAUACCUGCGCAAAACGGAAGGGACUGCAGAUGACGGUCUUUAUGAUGCUUUCCAUGAUGCUCUUGACGUUGUCAGUGUGCAUAAGGCUCUACUUGACGAAUUCACUGCCGUCGUUGCCAACAUGCGUGGAAGGCGGUCACUCGAUACUCAGGUUGAUACAUUAAUUCAAGAAAAAGCUUCGCUGUUGUCUGAAAAGCCGGAACUGACAAACAUAUUCAAAAGUCUGGUGAAAGACUUACUACAAGGCAAAUCGUUAUCGAUUGAAGAUACGGUGGACGUUUUAACUCUGAAAGACAACUUCGACUCCGUUGGAGAUUAUGCAACUGCCCUUCAUUUACUUGCCCGUUGCAAUUUACCCGAGGCUCGCAAGCAUGCCGCUUUCAGGACCGUAUGGCGGAGAAUAUACCUUCAUGACGACUGGAGCGCGAUACAAAAAACAACCGGAAUUGGCGACGCAGAACUUACUCAAAGAUUCAGAGAAACUGCGUUGUACACAACUUUUCUCGACAUUCUAUCUCAACCAGACCAGGACGAACCCGAAGGUUUCGAAACUGAUCCUGAUGUCGCGCUUGUUGUUCCGACUAUCGAAGAAAUCGCAUCACGGUGGCCAGGCAUCCCACAAGAUCAGGUUGAGAGGAUACACGAUGACUACACCAGCGAGUGCGACAAGCUUGGAGAGUUUGAACUCGAAGAAUCAUAUCCCAGAGUAAGGGAGCUCGCUGAGUAUGAGCUUUCAAUAAGGGAUUGAAUAUCAGAGGGUCAAGUCACUCGUAUCGGCUGCACUUUUCGUAGUGACCAGCUUAUGAUGUUAUUAUCGUAACUUUAAAUCAGUUUAAAUGUAACUUGGAGCAGCCCACCCUCCGAUAUCACGAUUUUUGUGUAGAUUUGAAAAGGCCUGCAGGGAAUCUCGAGUAUUUCACUCGGGCAGCGAGAACAAUAUUAGCCCAAUUUAGAGCACGCCAAAUGUUGGAGUAUUCGUCCACACGUGCGCUCUCCUGCAGCAGCCACUGCUUGUAGAAUUCUGAUAAAGCGUUCUCCUUAUCUAAAGGUGUGGAACCAGGAGGAAGGCUAGCUAAGACAGCUUCUUUGGCGGUUUCGAAUCGAGUGUUACUCUGUUGACAAGAUUAAGAGAAGACG
Lentinula edodes (shiitake mushroom) is the source of this 3852-nucleotide messenger RNA. RefSeq lists its product as uncharacterized. Gene Ontology annotation, cellular component: nuclear pore outer ring. Bases 74 to 3463 code for a protein of 1129 amino acids. Lineage: Eukaryota; Fungi; Basidiomycota; Agaricomycetes; Agaricales; Omphalotaceae. Gene Ontology annotation, biological process: poly(A)+ mRNA export from nucleus; transcription-dependent tethering of RNA polymerase II gene DNA at nuclear periphery; protein import into nucleus. Gene Ontology annotation, molecular function: protein binding; structural constituent of nuclear pore. The transcript is spliced from 20 exons. The record is from RefSeq and is a predicted model, not a curated record.